This is a messenger RNA of Paramacrobiotus metropolitanus, 744 nucleotides long. Its product is annotated as integrin beta-8-like. Gene Ontology annotation, biological process: cell-matrix adhesion; integrin-mediated signaling pathway; cell adhesion mediated by integrin. Lineage: Eukaryota; Metazoa; Tardigrada; Eutardigrada; Parachela; Macrobiotidae. Bases 85 to 507 code for a protein of 140 amino acids. Gene Ontology annotation, cellular component: integrin complex; cell surface; focal adhesion. The transcript has 5 exons. Gene Ontology annotation, molecular function: integrin binding. The record is from RefSeq and is a predicted model, not a curated record.
CAUGCAUCAAUUUGUCCGUCUUUCUUUAUGACUGUGAAUUUCUAAAAUAUUUAUCACUGUUCCGUUGGAUUUCCGUCAUUCACCAUGUUGCCCAUAAUUUCCCUGACCGUUCUCUUAAUUUCUUACGCCUGCGCCAAUCCCACAAGCGACGCUUGCAUUGAACCAAAUCCGCCCGUGCGAUACUUCAGCUUCAAUCUCCGUCAAGACCAACCAUGCAGCGGUCGAGGCACAUGCGUUAAUGGAAAGUGCACAUCAUGCGAAACCUGGCAGGGAAAUCGCGAUGGGGAACACGUGAACGUCGUAUAUUCUGGCCAGUACUGCGAAUGCGACAACAUCAGCUGUCCCAGGUUUAACAGAGUUAUGUGUGCCGGACACGGACGCUGCGAAUGUGGUCGAUGUGUUUGUGAAAGCGGGUACAGCUCUUACGACUGCUCCCUAAACGAUGCAGUAGCGGAAGAUGUCGUUAACAUGCUGAGAAACUUUAACAAGGACAAAACAAGCAGUUAGCUGAGUGUUGCAAAAUUGUUUGAUUAAAGAGCGCACUUCUCAUUCUUUGUGCUGACUCGCUGGUCACAAAACUGUUUAACUUGACUAUUAUUAUUAUUAUUAUUGUAGUAUGACAACGUUUGCGCCUCUCGUAUACGAUGUUAUGUUGUCUGGGUUAUUAGAUAGUCAAACGAAUUAAAAUGUAAUUGUUCGAGUCAUUGCGUCGUUGCCUUUCUGUGAGAUAAAAUUUCUCAGAAA